Molecule: messenger RNA, 1215 nt
Organism: Calypte anna (Anna's hummingbird)
Lineage: Eukaryota; Metazoa; Chordata; Aves; Apodiformes; Trochilidae
Product: potassium channel subfamily K member 16
Exons: 5
Coding region: 126-1169 (347 amino acids)
Biological process (GO): stabilization of membrane potential; potassium ion transmembrane transport
Cellular component (GO): membrane
Molecular function (GO): potassium ion leak channel activity
Source: RefSeq, a predicted model, not a curated record
UGUCAGUGCUGAAUCCCAGUGGAGACUGGAGCUGGGAGGGCUCUUCCUGCUUGGGGGGAGGCUUCAGGAUUUUACCAGGCAUUCCCCUUCACUCUUUGUCCCUUGUCCCUGUCCCACUGGAGGCCAUGUGCAGUGGCAAGCUCCAGACAGGUCUGCUGGUGGCAGGUUACUUCAUCUACCUGCUGGUGGGUGCCGCCGUGUUCCAGGCGCUGGAGCGGGCAGCUGAGAAGCAGGAGAAGAUGGCAGCUGCCCAGAUGAAGGAAGCUUUUCUGCAGAACUUCACCCACCUGACAGUGGCAGAGAUGGAGCAGUUUAUGAAGAACCUGACUGAAGCCAUUCAGAAUGGAGUAUACCCUGUUGGAAAUGAAUCACAGAUUGAAGACAGCAACUGGGAUUUCAGUGACUCCUUCUUCUUUGCAGGCACAGUUGUCUCCACAAUAGGCUAUGGUACGCUACGUCCUAAAACUGCUGGGGGCCAGAUCUUCUGUGUCUUUUUUGCUCUGUUUGGGAUCCCUCUGAAUAUUGUUUUUCUGCACCGUGUUGGUAAGAUGCUCUCACUGCUCUGCAAAAAGCUGGGGAAGUUCCUGUAUGAGAAAGGAAUGAGAAAGAAGAGGAUCAAAUCUCUGACCCUUUUGUUCUUCCUGGUAACUGGGAUCCUGGUUUUUCUAUGCUUGCCAUCACUCUUCUUCCAGAUGACAGAGGGCUGGUCCUACAGUGAAGGAAUUUACUUUGCAUUUAUCACCCUCAGCACCAUUGGCUUUGGGGAUUAUGUGAUAGGUAAGAAGGUGAAAGGUAAACAGCCUGGAAGGAAUUACUUUUCCUACUACCGAAUGCUGGUUGCCAUUUGGAUUCUUUUUGGCCUGGCCUGGAUUGCUCUCCUGUUUAAUUUAUUGACAACAGUACUAGAAGAUACUGAAAAAAUAAUUGUAAAGGAUCUCCACCAAAUUGGAAAGGUGAAUAAGGACAAUGAAACAAGCCAGCAAAGAAGAUGCUGGCCUGCUCAGUUUAUUCUGGAUGAAGAACUGCUACCAUCAGGUGAUGGAGGGGAUGCUCAGAAAAUGGAGUCGUCAGCACCAGAUUCUGAACACACAAAAAAUGAAAAACAUGUCUUGUCUCAUAACAAAACUACUGCCACAACACAAGAGAAUUCUUCACUGGAGAGUUGCUAGUGAAUUAUAAUAAAGAAAUUCCCAUGGAAAUAAAAUUUAUCCUACG